Molecule: messenger RNA, 1430 nt
Organism: Protopterus annectens (West African lungfish)
Lineage: Eukaryota; Metazoa; Chordata; Ceratodontiformes; Protopteridae
Gene: RBKS
Product: ribokinase
Exons: 8
Coding region: 264-1211 (315 amino acids)
Biological process (GO): D-ribose metabolic process
Molecular function (GO): ribokinase activity
Source: RefSeq, a predicted model, not a curated record
GGCCUUUUAGUUUUUACUAGUGUGUGGGAAAUGUAGUACAGUCAAUGUUGUUAUUCUAGUUUUCAUAGUAGAAGGCUUACAUUCGUCGGUACAUGUAGUUAAUGUCAGAGGCUGUGACUCUAGGAUUUACAUUGCUGUUCUAUAUAAAACUAAAACUCAGAUUUUUUUUUUUUUUUUUUUGUAAAUGAAAGACCGAAUAAAGUUUUUUUCUUUGCUAAUAAUUUUGAGUCUGUGUGCGUUUGCAAUCUUAAGAGUUUGUAGACAUGUCAGAGCAACUAAGUAAAAAUGUUCCUGUGGUUUUUAUUGGUUCUUGCAUGACUGACAUGGUCAGCUUUGCUUCCCGCCUGCCAAAAGCUGGAGAAACAAUACAUGGGCACAGAUUCUUUUCUGGAUUUGGUGGCAAAGGAUCCAAUCAGUGUAUCCAGGCAGCCAGACUUGGCGCUGAGACUCUAGUCAUUUGUAAGGUAGGAAAGGACACCUUUGGCGAUAACUAUAUUCAGAAUUUUAGAAACAAUGGAGUUUUCACAGAUUUUGCAUUUCAAACAGAGGAAGCUUCUACUGGUGUUGCCUUAAUAAUUGUAAAUGAUGAAGGUCAGAAUUCCAUUGUCAUAGUUGCUGGUGCUAAUCUUCUGUUGGACCAUGAAGACUUAAAAAUGGCAACUUAUGCCAUUGGUGGAGCUAGAGUGCUGUGUUCUCAGUUGGAAGUCACUACUGCUGUAAGUCUGGAAGCAUUGAGAAUGGCACAUGCCAAAGGAGUGAAAACCAUUUUCAAUCCUGCUCCUGCUAUUCCAAAUCUGGACCAAGAUUUCUACACCUGCUCUGAUGUCUUCUGCUGCAAUGAAUCAGAGGCAGAAAUUUUGACUGGCAUUCCAGUUAACAAACAAGAAGAUGCUGGGAAGGCAGGUUCCAUACUUCUGAACAGAGGAUGUGGAGCUGUCAUCAUCACCUUGGGUGUCCAAGGCUGUGUACUGAUGUCAUCACAAGAGCCUUCUCCAAAACAUGUGCCUGCCAGGAAUGUCACAGCUGUGGAUACUACGGGUGCUGGUGAUAGUUUUGUGGGAGCACUGGCGUUCUACAUGGCCUACUAUCCAAACCUAACACUAGAAGAAAUGGUUCAGCGAUGCAGUUACAUAGCAUCAAUCAGUGUACAAGCCCAAGGAACACAAACCAGUUUUCCCUAUAAAAAGGAUCUUCCAGCAAGCCUUUUUUAGCAAACAAUGUGAAUGAAAAUGGAUGAAAUUUGACAAGAUCUUAAUUUGGAAGAAUUGUUGUAAAUAAUACUAAAUGAAUGAAAUAGUUAUUUUUAUUAACCGACACAUUAUUGUUACUGCAUCUUUAAUACUGUCAAAUGUUAAUAAACAAUUAAAGAAGUUCCAUAGGGACAUUUUUUCACAUACAAGCUCUGUAAAUAAAACCACUGGAAAACUGUA